Messenger RNA from Cryphonectria parasitica EP155, 1518 nucleotides. RefSeq lists its product as uncharacterized. Gene Ontology annotation, biological process: transmembrane transport. Gene Ontology annotation, molecular function: transmembrane transporter activity. The record is from RefSeq and is a predicted model, not a curated record. Gene Ontology annotation, cellular component: membrane. Lineage: Eukaryota; Fungi; Ascomycota; Sordariomycetes; Diaporthales; Cryphonectriaceae. The transcript has 3 exons. Bases 1 to 1518 code for a protein of 505 amino acids.
AUGGCAGUCUCAGUCACCGGGCCGGCCGACAGCGAGGCCGAGAAGACCGCACGCGUCUCAAUCUCUCAGUCGGAUGAGAAGCAUGGCCACAAUGUUCCCGAGUCGGACGAUGCGGACUCGCACUCAUCGAUUACAGUGCAGACUGUUCCCAAGAGGACAUGGCGAUCGUACUUGUGGGAUACAUUCGACAAGUCGCCGGAGGAGCGACGGUUUCUCUUCAAGCUGGAUGCAGUCAUCCUGACAUUUGCUUCUCUUGGUUACUUUAUCAAGUACCUUGACCAGGUGAACAUCAGCAAUGCCUAUGUCAGUGGUAUGGAAGAGGACAUGCACCUCUAUGGCAACCAGCUCAAUAUCAUGACGACCACAUGGACGGUCGGAUACGUGAUAGGUGAAGUGCCAAUCAACCUGCUCCUCACCAAGGUCCGCCCGUCCUAUGUGAUUCCCGCCUGCGAGACCAUCUGGGCCGUCUUGACCAUCCUCAUGACGAAAUGUACCAACGCCCAGCAGAUGUACGUGCUGCGCUUCUUCAUCGGCCUGGCCGAGUCUGGCUUUUACCCGGGCAUGCAGUACAUUAUCGGGUCCUGGUACCGGAAAGACGAGCUCGCCCGUCGAUCGUGCAUCUUCCACGCCUCGUCCGCCAUUGGAGCCAUGUUCUCAGGUUAUCUCAUGGCUGCCGUGUACCAUCUGGGCGGCGUGGAUGGCUUCAAAGGGUGGCAGUGGCUCUUCAUCGUCAACACGGUCAUCUCGCUGCCCAUCGCCCUCGCAGGUUUCUUCCUGUUCCCUGACGUUCCCGAGAUCUGCCGUGCCUUCUACCUCUCCAAAGAGGAGAUCGCUCUGGCGCAGAAGCGCAUGGAGCUGGAAGGGCGUGCAAACCGUGGCAAGUAUACCAAGGCCAAGGUCAAGAAGAUAUUCUCCAGCUGGCACAUCUACCUCCUGACGCUGCUGUAUGUGCUCUUUAACAACGGAAACGGCUAUGGAAGCCAGCCUGUGUUUGCCGACUGGCUCAAGCUACAAGGAUACAGCACCGUCCAGGUCAACACGUACCCGACAAUCACACAGGCCGUCCAGGUCAUCACGACUUUCAUCUACGCCUGGACCUCUGACACGCUGUGCGGAGGCGCAAGAUGGCCGCCGAUUGUGUACUCGGGCGUCAACAACUUUGUCAUCAAUAUAUCCAUGGCCGUUUGGAAUAUUCCUGUAGGUUGGAAGUGGGCCUGCUUCAUCCUGCAAGGUUUUGGUGGCGGUAUCAGUGGGUUGAUCAUGGCCUGGGCGCACGAGAUCUGCAGCGACGACAAUGAGGAGCGGGCUCUGGUGGUGGGCACCAUGAACGAGAUGGCAUAUGUCUUCCAGGCCUGGCUGCCAAAUAUAAUCUGGCUGGAGACGAGUGCGCCAGAAUUCCACAAGGGCUUCAUGACCAUGAUUUUCUUUGCUGUAGGAUUGGUAUUUACGGCUUUUGUGGUGCGACAUUUACACCACAGGGAGAGGGCCAUGAAGCUUAGGGCUGCAGAUGUGUACUAG